Messenger RNA from Hippopotamus amphibius kiboko, 1065 nucleotides. Its product is annotated as E3 ubiquitin-protein ligase RNF167-like. Gene Ontology annotation, cellular component: cytoplasm; nucleoplasm; membrane. Lineage: Eukaryota; Metazoa; Chordata; Mammalia; Artiodactyla; Hippopotamidae. Gene Ontology annotation, biological process: protein ubiquitination; immune response; ubiquitin-dependent protein catabolic process. The record is from RefSeq and is a predicted model, not a curated record. Gene Ontology annotation, molecular function: ubiquitin protein ligase activity; tumor necrosis factor receptor binding. The coding region runs from base 1 to 1065 and encodes 354 amino acids. The transcript has a single exon.
AUGCACCCUACGGCCCUCCAUCUUCCGGUGGUUGUGGCCACUGUGCUGUGGGGCGCAGCUCCUGUCAGGGGGCUCAUUCGAGCAACUUCCGCCCACAAUGGCAGCAUGGACUUUGCAGACCUCCCAGCUCUCUUUGGGGCUGCCUUGAGCUGGGAGGGACUUAAGGGGUUCCUUGUGGAGUCUCACCCAGCCAACGCCUGCAGCCCCAUUGUGCCACCGCCCCCAGCCCAGGUCAACGGGUCAGUUUUCAUUGCACUGCUUCGAAGAUUUGACUGCAACUUUGAUCUCAAGGUCCUAAAUGCUCAGAAAGCUGGGUACGGUGCAGCUGUGGUACAUAAUGUGAAUUCCAAUGAACUUCUGAGCAUGGUGUGGGAUGAUGAGGAAAUCCAGAAGCAGAUCUGGAUCCCAUCUGUGUUUACCAGUGAGAGGAGCUCAAAGUACCUGCGUGCCCUCUUCGUCUACCAGAAGGGGGCUCAGGUGCUUCUGGUCCCAGAUGAUGGAUUCCUCUUGGCCUAUUGCCUCAUCCUUUUCUCUGGGGUUUUGGGCCUGCUAAUUUUGGGCCUGGGAGCGGUGGUGGUAGCUCAGUGUAUCCAGCUCCAGAAACAGCACGGGCGGAAACGACUGACCAAAGAGCAACUGAAACAAAUUGCUACACAUGACUAUCAGAAGGGAGACCAGUAUGAUGUGUGUGCCAUCUGCCUGGACGAAUAUAAGGAUGGGGACAAGCUGAGGGUACUUCCCUGUGCUCAUGCCUACCACUGCCGCUGUGUGGACCCGUGGCUCACUAAGACCCAGAAGACCUGCCCUAUCUGCAAGCAGCCUGUUCAUAGGGAUCCUGGGGUGGAGGAAGAGCAGGAGGAAAGAACUCAGGGGCAAGUGGGCCAUGAGGAAGGGGGCCCAAGUGGCCACCCUGCCACAGAACGGAUGCCACUUCUGGGCUCCAGCACUGCACUUCCCACCUCCUUUGGCUCCCUAGCCCCAGCCCCCUUUGUGUUUCUUGGGUCUUCAACAGAUCCCUCACCCUCUCCACCCUCCUCUUCCUCUUCGGCUGUCAUCCUGAUCUAA